CCGGCUGCAGCAUCACCUGCAGUAGCGGGGGAGCCGCCGAGGAGCUCCUCCCCCGCUGCCCCUGUUAAUCACAGCUCCCCCUCCACGCGCUCGCGCGGAAGGGAACUGAGGCUGAGCUGCCCAUCUGCUGCAGAGAGAAAAGCGGCGCCCGGUCGUCAGAAGCGGCGCCGGCUGGGCUCCGGGCGGUCCCGUCUCACUUUCCUUCCCCCCCCUCUCCAGCACCAGCUCGGCGUGGGAGCCUCUUCUUGCUCAGUUGGCAGCCCUUCUCCCUCCUUCCCCCGCGGCAGUGCCGCCGCCUCCUGCUACUGCCGUCGCACCACCUGCCGACCCCGGGCAACGGAGGCAGCGGCGCCCGGAAGGCGAGCGAGCGAGAGCGGCGGCGGCGGCGGAGCGCUAUGGCUGAAGCGGGCGAAGGCGAGGACGAAAUCCAGUUCCUGCGAACUGAUGAUGAAGUGGUUCUGCAGUGCACUGCUACUGCUCACAAAGAACAACAGAAAUUGUGCCUUGCCGCAGAAGGAUUUGGCAACAGGCUCUGCUUCUUGGAAUCCACUUCAAAUUCUAAGAAUGUUCCUCCGGAUCUCUCCAUUUGCACUUUUGUGCUGGAACAGUCCUUGUCCGUGCGAGCCCUUCAGGAAAUGCUGGCCAACACUGAGGAGAAAGCAGAAGGGCUAGUUGAUGUGGAAAAAUGGAAAUUUAUGAUGAAGACUGCUCAAGGUGGUGGCCAUCGAACGCUCCUCUAUGGACAUGCAAUAUUGCUGCGCCAUUCAUACAGUGGUAUGUACCUGUGUUGUCUCUCCACCUCAAGAACAUCAAUGGACAAACUGGCAUUUGAUGUAGGCUUGCAAGAAGAUACCACAGGUGAGGCAUGUUGGUGGACAAUACACCCUGCUUCCAAACAGCGUUCUGAAGGAGAGAAAGUACGUGUUGGGGAUGAUCUCAUCCUAGUUAGUGUCUCAUCAGAAAGGUACUUGCAUUUGUCUUAUGGGAAUGGCAGCUUGCGAGUUGAUGCAGCCUUCCAGCAAACACUGUGGAGUGUAGCCCCCAUCAGUUCAGGAAGUGAAGCAGCUCAAGGUUACCUGAUAGGAGGUGAUGUACUGCGGUUGUUACAUGGUCACAUGGAUGAAUGUUUGACUGUCCCUUCAGGAGAGCAUGGAGAAGAGCAAAGAAGAACAGUCCAUUAUGAGGGUGGAGCCGUGUCGAUUCAUGCUCGUUCUCUUUGGCGAUUGGAGACUUUGAGGGUUGCAUGGAGUGGAAGCCACAUUAGAUGGGGCCAGCCGUUCCGAUUAAGGCAUAUAACAACAGGGAAGUAUUUGAGCCUGAUGGAUGACAAGAGCCUUCUUCUAACAGACAAAGAGAAAGCUGAUGUGAAAUCUACAGCCUUUUGUUUUCGGUCUUCCAAGGAAAAAUUGGAUGUGGGUAUAAGAAAAGACGUGGAAGGAAUGGGAGCACCUGAGAUAAAGUACGGAGACUCAGUCUGCUUCAUACAGCACGUUGACACUGGAUUGUGGCUCACGUACCAGUCAGUGGAUGCGAAGUCUGUAAGAAUGGGGUCUGUGCAACGCAAGGCUAUCAUGCACCAUGAAGGCCAUAUGGAUGAUGGCCUAACAUUGUCCAGAUCUCAGCAUGAAGAGUCACGUACUGCACGAGUAAUUCGUAGUACCGUCUUCCUUUUCAACAGGUUCAUAAGGGGCCUUGAUGAUCUCAGCAAGAAAGCAAAGUCUUCCACAGUUGACUUACCCAUUGAGUCAGUCAGCCUUAGCCUCCAGGACUUGAUUGGAUACUUCCAUCCACCUGAUGAGCAUCUAGAGCACGAAGACAAGCAGAACCGCUUAAGAGCACUGAAGAAUCGGCAGAAUCUCUUCCAGGAAGAGGGUAUGAUCAACUUGGUGCUUGAAUGCAUUGAUCGCUUACAUGUAUACAGCAGUGCAGCUCAUUUUGCUGAUGUAGCUGGGAAGGAGGCGGGAGAGACUUGGAAAUCUAUCCUAAACUCAUUGUAUGAAUUACUAGCUGCUUUGAUUAGAGGGAAUCGUAAAAAUUGUGCCCAGUUUUCUGGCUCUCUUGAUUGGCUCAUUAGUAGAUUGGAAAGACUGGAAGCAUCUUCUGGCAUUCUUGAGGUUUUGCACUGUGUGUUGGUAGAAAGUCCAGAAGCUUUAAAUAUUAUUAAAGAAGGACAUAUUAAAUCAAUUAUAUGCCUUUUGGACAAACAUGGAAGAAACCAUAAGGUGUUAGAUGUUUUGUGCUCUCUCUGUGUGUGCCAUGGAGUAGCUGUGCGGUCUAAUCAGCAUUUGAUUUGUGACAAUCUUCUGCCAGGGCGAGAUCUCCUUCUCCAGACACGUCUUGUCAACCAUGUGAGCAGUAUGAGACCCAAUAUUUUCCUUGGAAUCAGCGAGGGCUCUGCUCAGUAUAGAAAAUGGUAUUAUGAGCUAAUGGUUGACCAUGUGGGACCGUUUACGACAGCCGAAGCUACUCACCUUCGUGUGGGCUGGGCUUCAACAGAAGGCUAUUCACCAUACCCUGUGGGAGGAGAAGAAUGGGGAGGAAAUGGUGUUGGUGAUGACCUAUAUUCCUAUAGUUUUGAUGGACUUCAUCUGUGGUCAGGUUGUGUAGCAAGAUCUGUGAAUUCUCCCAACCAGCAUCUGUUAAGGACUGAUGAUGUAAUCAGCUGCUGCCUUGAUCUGAGUGCUCCCAGCAUUUCAUUCCGGAUAAAUGGACAGCCAGUCCAGGGGAUGUUUGAGAAUUUCAAUACAGAUGGCCUUUUCUUUCCAGUUGUCAGCUUCUCUGCAGGGAUAAAGGUACGUUUUUUGCUUGGAGGCCGCCAUGGGGAAUUUAAAUUCCUUCCACCUCCAGGAUAUGCUCCUUGUUUUGAAGCUAUUCUGCCAAAAGAGAAAUUGAAAGUGGAACACAGCAGAGAAUACAAACAGGAUCGGAAUUCCACAAGAGACCUUCUGGGCCCAAAUAUAUCUCUAUCCCAAGCAGCUUUCACUCCAGUACCUGUAGAUACCAGUCAGAUUGUAUUACCUCCACAUCUGGAAAGAAUUAGGGAAAAACUAGCUGAGAAUAUCCAUGAACUUUGGGUUAUGAAUAAAAUUGAACUUGGAUGGCAGUAUGGUCCUGUUAGAGAUGACAACAAGCGACAGCAUCCAUGUUUGGUGGAGUUUGCAAAACUGCCAGAACAAGAGCGAAAUUAUAAUCUCCAAAUGUCACUAGAAACACUAAAAACACUGCUGGCGCUAGGUUGUCAUGUUGGGAUUGCUGAUGAGCAUGCUGAGGAAAAAGUGAAGCAACUAAAACUUCCAAAGAAUUAUCUAUUGUCUAGUGGAUACAAGCCUGCUCCUAUGGAUCUGAGUUGUAUCAAACUGACCCCUUCUCAGGAAGCUAUGGUUGAUAAACUUGCAGAGAAUGCUCACAAUGUAUGGGCAAGGGAUCGUAUCAGGCAGGGUUGGACAUAUGGAAUUCAGCAGGAUGUGAAGAACCGUCGAAACCCUCGACUUGUUCCCUAUGCCCUUCUUGAUGAUCGCACCAAGAAAUCAAACAAAGACAGUCUCCGGGAAGCAGUUCGUACCCUCAUUGGCUAUGGUUAUAACCUUGAGGCUCCUGAUCAAGACCAUGCUGCAAGACCAGAUGUAUUCUGUGGUAUGAUGGAAAGGUUUAGGAUCUUCCGAACAGAGAAGACAUAUGCAGUGAAAACAGGAAAGUGGUAUUUUGAGUUUGAAGUAGUGACCGCAGAAGACAUGAGGGUUGGUUGGGCCAAGCCAGGUUGUCAACCAGAUCAAGAGCUUGGAUCAGAUGAACAAGCAUUUGUUUUUGAUGGAUUCAAGGCUCAACGGUGGCAUCAGGGAAAUGAGCAUUUUGGCCGUUCUUGGCUGACAGGGGAUAUUGUAGGCUGUAUGGUUGACUUGAAUGAGCGCACCAUGAUGUUCACUCUGAAUGGAGAAAUCCUUCUUGAUGACUCGGGUUCCGAGCUAGCAUUCAAGGACUUUGAGGUUGGUGAUGGCUUUAUACCUGCAUGUAGCCUGGGAUUAUCACAAGUGGGCAGAAUGAACUUUGGCAAAGAAGUGAGCACCUUGAAAUAUUUCACUAUUUGUGGUUUGCAAGAAGGCUACGAACCAUUUGCGGUGAAUACAAACAGGGACAUCACCAUAUGGCUGAGCAAGAGACUACCUCAGUUUCUCCCAGUACCACCAAAUCAUGAACAUAUUGAGGUUACAAGAAUAGAUGGUACUGCGGACAGCUCCCCAUGCUUGAAGGUCACACAGAAGUCCUUUGGGUCUCAGAAUAGUAAAACAGAAAUCAUGUUCUAUCGGCUCAGCAUGCCUAUUGAAUGUGCAGAAGUAUUCUCUAAAAUGCCUGGAGGAGGAGUGCCCAGUUCCAGCCGCCUUGGACCAAAGAAUGACUUGGAUGAUUAUGAUGCAGAUUCUGACUUUGAAGUUCUUAUGAAGACUGCUCAUGGUCACCUCGUACCUGAUCGUAUAGAAAAAGAAGCUGUAAAAUCAGAGUUCAAUAAUCAUAAAGACUACACACAAGAGAAGCCUUCACGCCUCAAGCAAAGAUUUAUGCUGAGAAGGACGAAGCCAGACUACAGCUCAAGCCACUCUGCAAGGCUCACUGAAGAUGUCCUAGCUGAUGAAAGAGAUGAUUAUGAUUACUUAAUGCAAACAUCUACAUAUUAUUAUUCUGUGCGUAUCUUUCCUGGACAAGAACCUGCUAAUGUCUGGGUGGGCUGGAUUACAUCUGACUUCCAUCAGUAUGACACAAGCUUUGAUUUGGAUAGAGUCCGUACUGUUACCGUAACCCUAGGAGAUGAAAAAGGGAAAGUUCAUGAGAGCAUCAAACGCAGCAACUGCUAUAUGGUAUGCGCUGGUGAGAGCAUGAGUCCCGGGCAAGGGCGCAAUAACAAUGGGCUUGAGAUUGGCUGUUCGGUUGAUGCUGCAACUGGUGUCCUGUCCUUCACAGCUAAUGGCAAAGAGCUAAGCACCUAUUAUCAGGUUGAACCAAGCACUAAAUUAUUCCCUGCAGUAUUUGCACAAGCCACAAGCCCCAAUGUUUUCCAAUUUGAAUUGGGAAGAAUAAAGAAUGUAAUGCCAUUGUCGGCUGGCCUGUUCAAAAGUGAGCACAAAAACCCAGUCCCCCAGUGCCCUCCCCGUCUGCAUGUUCAGUUUCUGACACAUGUGCUUUGGAGUAGAGUACCAAACCACUUUCUGAAAGUUGACAUAUCACGGAUCAGUGAACGUCAAGGCUGGUCAGUACAGUGCCUGGAGCCUUUGCAGUUCAUGUCACUUCACAUCCCAGAGGAAAACAGGUCUAUAGACAUUUUAGAAUUGUCAGAACAAGAAGAAUUGUUGAAAUUCCACUACCAUACUCUCAGACUGUACUCAGCUGUUUGUGCUCUUGGGAAUAAUCGAGUAGCGCAUGCCAUGUGCAGCCAUGUGGAUGAGUCUCAGCUUCUUUAUGCAAUUGAGAACAAGUAUAUGCCGGGCUUGUUACGUGCCGGCUAUUAUGACCUUCUAAUUGACAUUCACCUUAAUACUUACGCUACUGCAAGGCUGAUGAUGAACAAUGAAUUUAUUGUUCCCAUGACAGAUGAGACUAAGAGCAUUACUCUGUUCCCUGAUGAAAACAAAAAGCAUGGCCUACCUGGCAUAGGACUCAGCACUUCCCUACGGCCCAGAAUGCAGUUUUCCUCUCCCAGUUUUGUAAGAAUCAACAAUGAGUGUUAUCAGUACAGUCCUGAAUUUCCUCUGGAAAUAUUGAAGACUAAAACCAUAGAGAUGCUGACGGAGGCAGUUCAAGAGGGCAGCCUCCAUGUCAGAGAUCCAGUAGGUGGGACUACAGAGUUUCUCUUUGUUCCUUUGAUCAAGCUUUUUUACACUCUUCUCAUAAUGGGGAUCUUCCAUAAUGGAGACCUGAAGCAUAUAUUGCAGCUGAUUGAACCUAGUGUUUUUAAGGAAGACUCAGUCUAUGAGGACGAGACUCGAGUAAUAGCAAAAAAAGAAUUAAUUGCAGAUGGACUAAAUUUGGAGACAGGAGGAGAGAAGGUCCCAGAAGAAGGACUCCUUCAAAUGAAACUUCCUGAGCCAGUGAAAUUGCAGAUGUGUCAUUUACUUCAGUACCUUUGUGACUGUCAGAUACGCCAUCGGAUAGAAGCCAUUGUAGCAUUUUCAGAUGAUUUUGUAUUAAAACUUCAAGAGAAUCAGCGUUUCCGAUACAAUGAGGUUAUGCAGGCAUUAAAUAUGUCUGCAGCACUGACAGCCAAGAAAACAAAGGAGUUUCGGUCUCCACCACAGGAACAGAUUAAUAUGCUGCUGAAUUUUAAGGAUGAUAAAAAUGAUUGCCCUUGUCCUGAAGAAAUAAGGGAUCACCUUUUGGAUUUUCAUGAAGAUUUGAUGGCACACUGUGGAAUUCAGUUAGAUGAAGAUGGAUUUCUGGAUGGAAAUAGUGAUUUAACUCUUAAAGGUCGCCUGCUAUAUCUUGUGGAAAGAGUCACACACUUGAAAAAGAAACAAGCUGAGAAGCCCAUUGAUGAUGAUGCUAAAAAGCCAUCAACUCUCCAACAGCUGAUCUCGGAGACCAUGGUACGAUGGGCUCAAGAAUCAGUCAUAGAAGACCCAGAGUUGGUGAGGGCCAUGUUCGUUUUGCUACAUCGCCAAUAUGAUGGAGUUGGUGGCCUGGUUCGAGCCUUGCCAAAGACAUACACUAUAAAUGGCGUAUCAGUGGAAGAUACAAUCAGCUUACUUGCUUCUCUUGGUCAGAUCCGGUCUCUCCUCAGUGUCAGAAUGGGCAAGGAAGAAGAGAAGCUUAUGAUUCGUGGAUUAGGAGAUAUAAUGAACAAUAAAGUUUUUUACCAACAUCCUAAUCUUAUGAGAGCAUUAGGUAUGCAUGAGACUGUGAUGGAGGUAAUGGUGAACGUACUUGGAGGAGGAGAGUCAAAGGAAAUCACCUUUCCUAAGAUGGUGGCAAAUUGCUGUCGUUUUCUAUGUUAUUUUUGCCGCAUCAGCAGGCAGAAUCAAAAGGCUAUGUUUGAUCAUCUUAGCUAUCUUUUGGAAAACAGCAGUGUUGGGCUUGCAUCCCCUUCUAUGCGUGGAUCAACUCCUUUGGAUGUUGCAGCAGCAUCUGUAAUGGAUAAUAAUGAGCUUGCGCUAGCUUUGCGGGAACCUGAUCUAGAAAAGGUAGUCCGCUACUUGGCUGGAUGUGGUUUGCAAAGCUGCUCAUUGCUGAUUUCUAAAGGUUACCCAGAUAUUGGAUGGAACCCAGUGGAAGGAGAACGAUACUUGGAUUUUCUUCGUUUUGCUGUUUUUUGCAAUGGAGAGAGCGUUGAAGAGAAUGCCAAUGUGGUGGUAAGACUGCUCAUUCGACGUCCUGAAUGUUUUGGACCAGCACUGAGAGGAGAAGGUGGAAAUGGCCUGCUUGCUGCCAUGGAGGAAGCCAUAAAAAUAUCAGAAGACCCCACAAGAGAUGGACCUUCACCAAGUAGUGGAUCCAAUAAAACACUAAGUGAGGUGGAAGAAGAAGAUGAUACCAUUCACAUGGGAAAUGCCAUCAUGACCUUUUAUGCUGCUUUGAUUGAUCUCCUAGGACGCUGUGCUCCAGAAAUGCAUCUAAUCCAUGCUGGCAAAGGGGAAGCAAUUAGAAUACGAUCCAUUCUGCGGUCUUUGAUUCCUUUGGAAGAUUUGGUGGGUGUGAUUAGUAUUCCUUUCCACAUGCCAACAAUAUCAAAAGAUGGUACUGUGGUGGAACCUGAUAUGUCAGAGGGGUUUUGCCCAGACCACAAGGCAGCCAUGGUAUUGUUCCUUGACAGGGUCUAUGGGAUUGAAGACCAGGAUUUUCUUCUACACCUUCUUGAAGUUGGCUUUCUGCCAGAUCUUCGUGCUGCUGCUUCAUUAGAUACGGUUGCUCUGAGUGCUACAGAUAUGGCCCUGGCUCUCAAUCGGUACCUCUGCACUGCUGUUUUGCCUUUAUUAACUAGAUGUGCUCCUCUUUUUGCUGGCACAGAACACCAUGCUUCCCUUAUAGAUUCCUUGCUACAUACUGUGUACCGACUUUCCAAGGGCUGCUCUCUUACCAAAGCUCAACGGGACUCUAUUGAAGAGUGCCUACUCUCCAUAUGUGGUCAGCUGAGGCCUUCAAUGAUGCAACAUUUGUUGAGAAGAUUAGUGUUUGAUAUUCCACUGCUAAAUGAGCAUGCAAAGAUGCCUCUUAAGUUGCUGACAAAUCAUUAUGAAAGAUGUUGGAAGUAUUACUGUUUACCAGGAGGAUGGGGCAACUUUGGUGCUGCUUCAGAAGAAGAACUUCAUUUGUCCAGGAAGUUGUUCUGGGGUAUUUUUGAUGCCUUAUCUCAAAAGAAAUAUGAACAGGAACUAUUCAAACUGGCCUUGCCGUGCCUGAGUGCAGUGGCUGGGGCUUUGCCUCCUGAUUACAUGGAAUCAAACUAUGUGGGUGUGAUGGAAAAGCAAGCGUCCAUGGAUUCAGAUGGGAACUUUAAUCCACAACCUGUUGAUACUUCAAACAUUACAAUUCCUGAAAAGCUAGACUACUUUAUUAACAAAUAUGCAGAACAUUCCCAUGAUAAAUGGUGCAUGGAAAAGUUUGCAAAUGGGUGGAUAUAUGGUGAAACAUACUCAGAAUCUUCCAAAGUGCAGCCAUUAAUGAAACAAUAUAAACUGUUAGCAGAAAAGGAGAAAGAAAUUUACAGAUGGCCAAUCAAGGAGUCCUUGAAAACCAUGCUUGCUUGGGGAUGGCGGGUUGAGAGAACGAGGGAAGGAGAUACUAUGGCUCUUUAUAACAGGCCACGCCGAAUAUCACAGACAAGUCAGGUUUCUGUAGAUACUGUCCAUGGUUAUAGCCCUCGUGCAAUUGACAUGAGUAAUGUUACCCUCUCCAGAGAACUGCAUGCUAUGGCUGAAAUGAUGGCUGAAAACUAUCACAAUAUAUGGGCAAAGAAAAAGAAGAUAGAGCUUGAAGCAAAAGUGGGAGGAGGAAACCAUCCCUUACUUGUUCCAUAUGAUACACUGACAGCCAAAGAAAAGGCCAAGGACAGAGAGAAAGCACAAGAUAUCCUGAAGUUCCUACAGAUCAAUGGAUAUGUCGUCUCAAGAGGUCUAAAGGAUCUAGAAUUAGACACGCCUUCCAUCGAGAAACGAUUUGCUUACAGUUUUCUUCAGCAGCUGAUAAGAUACGUGGAUGAAGCCCAUCAGUAUAUUCUGGAGUUUGAUGGUGGCAGCAGAGGCAAAGGAGAACAAUUUCCUUAUGAACAAGAAAUCAAGUUCUUUGCUAAAGUUGUACUUCCUUUAAUCGACCAGUAUUUUAAGAACCAUCGCCUGUAUUUCCUAUCUGCUGCAAGUAGGCCUCUUAGCAGCGGGGGGCAUGCCUCAAAUAAGGAGAAAGAAAUGGUGACAAGCCUAUUCUGCAAACUUGGAGUUCUUGUCAGGCAUAGGAUUUCACUGUUUGGAAAUGAUGCAACUUCAAUAGUCAAUUGUCUGCAUAUCUUGGGACAGACCUUGGAUGCAAGGACAGUGAUGAAGACAGGAUUGGAGUCUGUUAAGAUGGCUUUGAGGACAUUUUUGGAUAAUGCUGCAGAGGACCUGGAGAAGACAAUGGAGAAUCUUAAGCAAGGGCAGUUUACGCACACUAGGACUCAGCCAAAAGGAGUGACACAAAUAAUUAACUAUACCACUAUGGCUCUUCUGCCAGUGCUAUCUUCAUUAUUUGAACACAUUGGACAGCAUCAAUUUGGAGAAGAUUUAAUACUGGAAGAUGUUCAAGUCUCCUGUUACAGAAUAUUGGCCAGCUUGUAUGCUCUGGGGACAAGCAAGAGUAUCUAUGUGGAGCGGCAGCGCUCAGCUUUAGGCGAAUGCCUAGCUGCUUUUGCUGGUGCUUUUCCUGUGGCAUUCUUAGAAACUCAUCUGAACCAUCACAACACACAUUCUAUUUACAACACCAAGACUACAAGAGAUAGAACAGGUCUUAGCUUACCAAACAGUGUAGAAGAACUUUCUCCAAACAUUCCUUCUCUGGAGAAGCUAAUGGAAGAAAUUGUGGAAUUAGCUGAAUCUGGCAUUCGCUACACACAAAUGCCUCAUGUAAUGGAAGUUGUACUGCCUAUGCUCUGUAGCUACAUGUCACACUGGUGGGAGCAUGGACCAGAAAGCAACCCUGACAAUAGUGAAAUGUGCUGCACAGCUUUGACUUCAGAGCAUAUGAAUACCCUUCUAGGAAAUAUACUGAAAAUCAUACAUAAUAAUUUGGGAAUAGAUGAGGGAGCCUGGAUGAAGAAAUUAGCAGUGUUUUCUCAGCCUAUCAUAAGCAAAGUGAAGCCUCAGCUCCUGAAAACGCAUUUUCUGCCACUGAUGGAGAAACUGAAGAAAAAAGCUGCAAUGGUUAUAUCCGAUGAAGAACAUUUAAGAGCAGAAGGCCGAGGAGAUAUGUCGGAGGCAGAACUCCUCAUCCUAGAUGAGUUCACAAUAUUGGCACGGGACCUUUACGCCUUCUACCCAUUGUUGAUAAGAUUUGUGGACUACAACAGAGCAAAGUGGCUGAAAGAACCUAAUCCAGAGGCAGAGGACCUGUUUCGUAUGGUUGCUGAUGUAUUCAUUUACUGGUCAAAAUCCCAUAAUUUUAAAAGGGAAGAACAAAAUUUCGUUGUGCAGAAUGAAAUCAACAACAUGUCUUUCCUUAUUACCGAUACAAAGUCCAAGAUGUCAAAGGCAGCUGUUUCUGAUCAGGAAAGGAAAAAAAUGAAGCGGAAAGGUGAUCGUUAUUCAACACAGACUUCCCUUAUUGUGGCAGCUUUAAAAAGACUUCUGCCUGUUGGGCUAAAUAUUUGUGCCCCUGGUGACCAAGAACUAAUUGCACUGGCAAAAAACAGAUUAAGUAUGAAAGACACAGAAGAUGAAGUUCGAGAUAUUAUACGUAAUAACCUUCACUUACAGGGCAAGCUUGAAGAUCCCGCCAUUAGGUGGCAGGUUGCUCUUUACAAAGAUCUACCAAACAGGACUGAAGUUACUUCAGAUCCAGAGAAGACGGUGGAAAGGGUCCUGGAUAUAGCUAGUGUACUUUUUCAUCUGGAACAGAAAUUCCCUAGUCGGGGCAGAAAAUUUUUCAAAAGGGUUGAGCAUCCUCAGAGAUCAAAAAAAGCAGUAUGGCAUAAACUUCUAUCUAAACAGAGAAAAAGAGCGGUGGUGGCUUGCUUCAGAAUGGCACCACUAUAUAAUCUUCCACGGCAUCGAGCUGUCAAUCUCUUUCUUCAAGGAUAUGACAAGUCGUGGGUGGAAACAGAAGACCACUACUUUGAAGACACACUGAUAGAAGAUUUAGCAAAACCUGGAGAAGAACCACCAGAAGAAGAUGAAUGUAUUAAGAGAGUUGAUCCUUUGCACCAGCUUAUUUUACUGUUCAGUCGAACAGCAUUAACUGAAAAAUGUAAACUGGAAGAGGAUUAUCUUUAUAUGGCGUAUGCUGAUAUAAUGGCAAAGAGCUGCCAUGAAGAAGAUGAUGAUAAUGAAGAGGAAGUCAAGAGUUUUGAAGAAAAAGAAAUGGAAAAGCAAAAGCUCCUGUACCAGCAAGCAAGACUGCAUGAUCGAGGAGCUGCUGAAAUGGUCCUUCAGACAAUUAGUGCCAGUAAAGGUGAGAUGGGUCCAAUGGUUGCAGCCACCCUAAAACUUGGGAUUGCCAUCUUGAAUGGAGGAAAUUCUACUGUUCAGCAGAAAAUGCUUGACUACCUCAAGGACAAAAAGGAUGUAGGCUUCUUUCAGAGCCUUGCUGGUCUUAUGCAGUCUUGUAGUGUUCUUGACCUAAAUGCUUUUGAACGCCAGAACAAAGCAGAGGGCCUUGGCAUGGUAACAGAAGAAGGAUCAGGAGAAAAGGUGAUGCAAGAUGAUGAAUUUACUUGUGACCUCUUCCGGUUCCUCCAGUUGCUUUGCGAGGGGCACAACUCAGAUUUUCAGAAUUACUUGAGGACUCAGACUGGUAACAAUACAACUGUCAAUAUUAUAAUAUCUACUGUGGAUUAUUUACUGAGAGUUCAGGAAUCAAUUAGUGAUUUCUAUUGGUAUUACUCUGGAAAGGAUGUUAUUGAUGAACAAGGACAACGUAAUUUCUCUAAAGCAAUUCAAGUUGCAAAGCAGGUUUUCAAUACACUUACAGAAUAUAUUCAGGGACCAUGUACGGGUAACCAGCAGAGUCUGGCGCAUAGCAGACUGUGGGAUGCUGUUGUUGGUUUUCUUCAUGUAUUUGCCCAUAUGCAGAUGAAGCUUUCUCAGGAUUCUAGCCAAAUUGAAUUACUGAAAGAAUUAAUGGAUCUUCAGAAGGAUAUGGUGGUCAUGUUGUUAUCUAUGUUAGAAGGUAAUGUUGUGAAUGGCACAAUUGGCAAGCAGAUGGUUGACAUGCUAGUGGAAUCCUCCAACAAUGUAGAAAUGAUUUUAAAGUUUUUUGAUAUGUUCCUAAAACUGAAGGAUUUAACUUUCUCUGAUGCAUUCAAAGAAUAUGAUCCUGACGGAAAGGGUAUCAUUUCAAAAAGAGAUUUCCACAAAGCCAUGGAGAGCCACAAACACUACACUCAAUCUGAAACCGAGUUUUUGCUCUCAUGUGCUGAAACAGAUGAGAAUGAGACUUUGGACUAUGAGGAAUUUGUGAAACGGUUUCAUGAGCCAGCCAAAGACAUUGGCUUCAACGUUGCUGUCCUCCUGACAAACUUGUCAGAGCACAUGCCUCAUGACACUCGGUUGCAGACUUUUCUUGAACUGGCAGAUAGUGUUUUGAACUAUUUCCAGCCCUUCUUAGGGCGUAUAGAGAUAAUGGGUAGCGCAAAGCGCAUUGAACGAGUUUACUUUGAGAUAAGUGAAUCAAGUCGGACACAAUGGGAAAAACCUCAAGUUAAAGAAUCAAAGAGACAGUUUAUAUUUGAUGUAGUAAAUGAAGGAGGGGAAAAGGAAAAAAUGGAGCUUUUUGUUAAUUUUUGUGAGGAUACCAUAUUUGAAAUGCAAUUGGCAGCUCAGAUCUCUGAGUCAGAUUUGAAUGAGAGGUCGGCAAAUAAAGAAGAAAAUGAGAACGAGAAACCUGAGGAACAGGAUCCCAGAAUGGGCUUCUUUUCUCUAGUAACUGUUAAAUCAGCUUUAGUAGCUCUCAGGUAUAACAUAAUGACACUCAUGAAAGUGCUAAGCAUGAAAAGUAUCAAGAAGCAGAUGAAGAAGAUGAAAAAGAUGACCAUGAAAGACAUGGCAAUGGCUUUUUUCUCCUCAUAUUGGAGCAUUUUAAUGGGCUUAAUGCAUUUCAUAUCAAGCGUCUUCCGAGGCUUCUUUCAAAUCAUGUACAGUUUGCUGCUUGGAGGAAGCUUAGUUGAAGGGGCUAAGAAAAUCAAGGUGGCUGAACUCUUAGCCAACAUGCCUGACCCUACUCAAGAUGAGGUGCGUGGUGAAGGGGAAGAAGCGGAAAGAAAGCCAACAGAAGCUCCCCUGCCUGCAGAAGAUCUGACCGAUCUCAAAGCUUUGUCAGAAGACAGUGACCUCCUCUCGGACAUAUUUGGCUUGGAUUUAAAAAGAGAGGGAGGGCAAUAUAAACUAAUCCCACACAAUCCAAAUGCAGGCCUAAGUGAUUUGCUGAGCAGUCCUUCUUUACCCCCCUUACCUGAUGUGCAAGAAAAAAUACAGGACCAGAAGGUGAACGAAGAUGAAAAGGAUGAGAAAGAAGAAACUAAAUUUGUACCUGAAAAAGCAGAAGGAGAAGAUGGAGAAAAGGAAGAGAAAGCAAAAGAAGAUAAAGCAAAGCAGAAACAAAGGCAGCGCCACAAACAUAGGCAUGGUGAACCAGAAUCACAGGAAUCAGCCUUCUGGAAGAAAAUUAUUGCAUACCAGCAGAAACUUCUUAACUAUUUUGCUCGGAAUUUCUACAAUAUGAGGAUGUUGGCUUUGUUUGUUGCAUUUGCCAUUAAUUUCAUUCUGCUCUUCUAUAAGGUCUCCACAUCUGCAGUGGCUGAAGAAAAGGAGGUUCCUGUGGUUAAUAUUGCUGAAAACUCCAAGUUAAGCAGCUUAGAAAGUCCUUCCCAUAGAAUCAUCACAGUGCACUAUGUUCUUGAAGAAAGUAGCGGCUACAUGGAACCCACACUCCGCAUUUUAGCCAUUCUGCACACAGUCAUUUCCUUUUUCUGCAUCAUUGGAUAUUACUGUCUGAAAGUUCCACUGGUUAUAUUUAAACGAGAAAAAGAAGUCGCACGGAAAUUAGAAUUUGAUGGGCUGUAUAUUACAGAACAGCCUUCAGAAGAUGAUAUUAAAGGGCAGUGGGAUAGGCUUGUCAUCAACACACAAUCAUUUCCUAACAACUAUUGGGACAAGUUUGUAAAACGAAAGGUUAUGGAUAAAUAUGGAGAGUUCUAUGGAAAGGACAGAAUCAGUGAAUUGCUGGGAAUGGACAAAGCUGCUCUGGAUUUCAGUGAUGCUAGAGAAAAAAAGAAACCCAAAAAAGAUAGUUCUUUAUCCGCUGUACUGAAUUCUAUUGAUGUAAAGUAUCAGAUGUGGAAAUUAGGAGUUGUUUUCACUGAUAAUUCUUUUCUGUACCUCGCCUGGUAUAUGACCAUGUCAGUCCUUGGUCAUUACAACAACUUUUUUUUUGCUGCUCAUCUUCUUGACAUAGCAAUGGGAUUCAAAACGUUGCGAACUAUUCUGUCAUCCGUAACUCACAAUGGCAAACAGCUUGUGCUCACAGUAGGAUUACUGGCAGUGGUAGUUUACCUGUACACAGUAGUCGCAUUUAAUUUUUUCCGCAAAUUCUACAAUAAGAGUGAAGAUGGAGAUAUGCCAGACAUGAAGUGUGAUGAUAUGCUAACGUGCUAUAUGUUUCACAUGUAUGUGGGAGUGCGUGCUGGUGGUGGAAUUGGUGAUGAAAUUGAAGAUCCAGCAGGCGAUGAAUAUGAAAUCUAUCGAAUCAUCUUUGAUAUUACGUUUUUCUUUUUUGUAAUAGUUAUUCUCCUCGCUAUCAUCCAAGGUUUAAUUAUUGAUGCAUUUGGAGAAUUAAGAGAUCAGCAAGAACAAGUUAAAGAAGACAUGGAGACCAAAUGCUUUAUUUGUGGGAUAGGUAAUGACUACUUUGACACAGUGCCCCAUGGUUUUGAAACACAUACUCUACAGGAGCACAACUUGGCUAAUUAUCUAUUUUUCCUGAUGUAUCUCAUAAAUAAAGAUGAAACUGAACAUACCGGACAGGAAUCCUACGUAUGGAAAAUGUAUCAAGAGCGAUGCUGGGAAUUUUUCCCUGCCGGUGACUGCUUUCGAAAGCAGUAUGAAGACCAGCUUAACUAAUUCUAGUUGAGGACUAUCUCUUGAGAAACCAUCCACACCUCUCCCGACUCCUUUGGGAACAGUUACCAGAUUUCCCAGAUCUAUUAAGCAGUGUGCUGUUUGGAGCACCAAAGCUUUUUUUGAUGACUCAGCUGUCCUUUUUUCUUCUAUGCUUGCUUUGAGAACAAUGAGAACUUAACUCUGGGAAGAGAAGAAAAAAUAUCCCACACAACAAAUCCCCAUACAUAACAUGAACACACGCACACAACAAGAGACUCGACAGCUUUUUUUCUCUGAGACUGCCUGAUGAUUCCCUUAACUAAGAGAACACACGUGGGGUAAUGUGAUAGCCACAUUCAUUCAAUCUAUUUAUUUCAUCAUCCUGGAAGGACCUCUGUAGUUCACGGAGUGCUGUAAAGGAUUGUUGUGGACGCUAAGUUGUGGGGAAAUAGUGCCUUACUAUAUGUAGGUUGAGCUAUGCAGAAGAUGAGUGCAUGAUGACAUCUUAUUUUCUUUAUUUGUCCUCUCUUUCCUCCCAGUUAAUAUUUAUUUUGUCUUCUGGAGGGGCUUGGGAGGGAUUUGGCUGUGCACACCUUUUAAAUAAGACUAUGGCGUGUCUCAGGAUAAAAAGUAGUUUUUUUUUUCUCAUUAAGCUCAGUUCACAGGUAUCUUCCUCUUUAUCUAUUACACUUAUUUUGGUAAUGCUCUGAUGCAACACUGCAACUUUAUGAAAUCUUUGUAUGAAAACAAAAAGACUGCAGAAAAAACCUUUAAAAAGAAUAACUUCAUUGCAUGUUUAUUAUGCAAGUUAAAACAACAAAAAGCAACCUUCUGAAGCAAGUUGAUCAACAUGAGAAAACAUUCACGAUAAUAUUCAUAGUAAUAAAGUGUUGUGGGCUUUAUUGUACAUUUGAAACCAGUGUCAUCAACCCACUAUGUAUAUGUUAUGAACUUGCCAGUAGUUUGGAUUUAUUUUCUUUUUGUUGUUUUCCUUUUUGUUCAUUUUGCCAUUUGUGAUCAUUAGUGGAAUUAAGGUUUUUCUUAGGUCAAUUUUUAAAAUCCAAGGUGAAGCAAUAUCCAUUCAGGGAUUUCAUUAUUUGCAUCAUGAAACACCAAUGAUGUGUACAUCACUCCAUUUUGAGUCCUUUUUUGAUUGUAAUGCCAGUCUUUACAAAUAAAAGGAGAGAUUUGGAAUGGAAGCAAGGUGCUUUUGCUGUCACUUCGCUUCUUUUUAACAGAG
Podarcis muralis (Common wall lizard) is the source of this 16503-nucleotide messenger RNA. The record is from RefSeq and is a predicted model, not a curated record. NCBI's taxonomy places the organism in Eukaryota, Metazoa, Chordata, Lepidosauria, Squamata, Lacertidae.